UGGCUAGUUUCACUUUCUCUUUCUCUUGGACUUGGACGGUCAUUGCAGUUUAGAUUUUUAGUGUGUGUUGUGACUUCGUUAUUUAAGUACCAUUCUGUCACUGUCACUUCUGCUGUUAUGAAACGUUCGAUAGAACUAGUUAGCGCCUGGACAAUGCCAUACGUUGGCUUGGGAACCUUCAAGACACGCGGCUAUGAUCUCUUGUAUACCACACUUGAUGCUGCUCUUGCUGCUGGGUACAGAUCUUUUGAUACAGCAUCUGUGUACAGAAAUGAAACAGAUAUUGGGAAAGCAUUAAAAGAACUGCUGCCUAAGUACAAUUUGACAAGGAAGGAUAUAUUUAUUACAAGUAAAUUAGGCCCAGCAGAUCAAGGUGAUGGCAAGGCUUCCUCAGCUUUCUCCAGAUCAUUGUCAAACCUUGACUGUGAAUAUCUUGACCUAUACCUUAUUCACUGGCCAGGAACUCACAAACUUCAACCUGGAGAUGAGCAGCAUAAAAAAUUUCGCAGGGAGAGCUGGAAAGCUGUGGAAGAGGCUCAUAGACAGGGGAAACUUCGAUCACUUGGAGUCUCCAAUUAUUUGCAACAUCAUUUGGAAGAACUGUUGGAGUAUUGCACUGUGAAACCAUCUGUCCUUCAAAUUGAGUAUCAUCCUCAUCUUGUACAGAAAAGUUUGAAAAAGUUUUGUGAUGACCACAGCAUUCAUUUGCAAGCAUAUUCCUCUCUUGGAACAUCUGCUUCUGAAAACAAGCUUAUUUCAGAUCCUGUUGUUGUGGAUAUUGCUAUGAAGUGUGAAAAAUCUCCGGCUCAAAUUCUUCUGAGAUGGGCUGUUCAGCAAGACAUAGGUGUUUUGCCGAAGUCCACAAAUCCUGCACACAUAGUAGAGAACAUGGAUAUAUUUUCUUUCUCCUUGUCCACUGAGCAGCUUCAGGCCUUGUCCAAUUUGGAUCAACAAAUGCACUAUUGUUGGGACCCUGUCCAUAUUGCUUGAGGAUACAGUUCGCCCUGUUCUGACAAGUUCAGUUUUGACUGUAAAAUCCAUGUCAUACCUCGUGGCUCAUUAUGCCAUAAAAAAGGGAAAGAAACAAAAAGUGACAAUAGAUAGAGAAGAUUAUACAGUGACAAUGCUGGUCAUAACCUUGCUAUUAUUGAAGAUUUUGACUGGAUACAAUGCUGGGUAUAUGAAAGGACACAGGGCUGAGAGGAAAUAUUCCAGGAAGAAAAAAACCAAACUAUUCAGAUUCUACUUGGAUUUGAAUCUUGAAGUUUUCACUUGGCAGAGCAAGUUUGUAACCUUUGAAGACACCAUAAUCAGUAAAUCCUAACCAAAGAAAGGUAGGUAUGACUCAUGACGGACUCUUCAUACCAACAGUGCUCUAUAGAGAUGGACGGUCACACUAUACUUUUUUUUUUUUAAGUAGAGGUUUUACGGCGCUCGCAGCUGCAUAACGUGAUAUGAAUGCCAAGCACUAUACUUUGUGAGCUAGUAUAAAGGCAUACUCUUAUCUAUCUACUCCAAAUUACUCUGGUAAUUCUAGUAUUUAUUUUUUGCGAAAAAAAAAUACACAAAGUAUUCUUAGGGGACAUAGAUAAUUUUUUGCUUGUCCCAGUGCUGGCAGUAUUAGCAGUCAUCUAACAUGAGAUCCGUCUGUAUGGUCGUAGUACUCGCAGUGGUCUGAACAAUGAAGAGUAUUCUGACACAAGGACAUUUAUUAAGACAUUGAUUUAAGCAAGAAGUAUCAUGAGGUGACACUGCAGUACCUACUUGAGAAAUGUUUUAGCUCAAAGAGCACGGCAUUGUGGCACACAAAAAGGGCAUUUGAAAAUGUUUGCACCAAAUGUUUUUCAUGUCUUCUUCUGUACCAUUAUUUACAUGUAUGUUAAGUACACCGCUGUGACUGUAUGACAAAUAAAGGGAUUUUACUGCAGUCUGGAAGUGUUUUCUCGUAGUGCAUGUUAUAAAGUUAUUUGUUAUUUGUUAUUGACCUUUGCCAUUCCUAGUGUCCCAGUCUCACUAUACCAAUGAGGAAGGGGCUUUCCAGUAAAAAACCAUUUUGAAAGGUUUCAAUUCAGCUUUGAUUUCCCCUUCUCCCUUUCUUUCUUUUAUCAUAAAACAUUUUCCUUGGGUUAUUUUUGUAAGAUGACUCUGGACCCUGGAUGUCUAUCAGUGUAGCUACUGAUUUUUAACGGGAGGAGCAACCCCUGAGGAUCAUUUUCUAUGUUUGUUGCCCGAGAUCAAAUCUAAGCACACAUAUAAGUUAGGCAUAGGAAAAUCUCUUGAAACGCAAUUUUAUUUUGGUACAUCUACAGUGAUUGCUAUGGAAAUGGCCGCCAUCUUGAAAAUAAACAAUGAAUUUCAAAUCCCUAAGGCUUUCAUAUUUACUGACCAAAUAUGGUGAGAGUAUACCUGAAUCAGACACUAUCAGCGUAACAGUGAGUUUUUUUCAAUUAGUGCAAAAGAAAGAAAAAAAGAGAAUUUUCCCUCUAUGCGUGAAAAACCUUUUCUAAAAAAGUAAAUUUAGGUUGCGUAAUCGCUUGCCAAUGGAAAAGUGCUAUUUUUUUCGUAAAUAUCUCCCCGUUACAUUGAUGGCAGCCAUCAAUGUUUCCAGAACGUUCCAUGUGAAAAGGAUGAUAACUAAGGAAGGAGUAGGGAAAAACUGCCAGAAAAUGACAUUUUGAGAAAAACAAUUGAGAAAAUUCACUAUGUGUGUGCGCCUAGAGAAAGGUACCAAAAGUCGCCCCAGAAUGUUUCAAGCGACAGGCUGAUAAUUACAAAAAUCACUUUUUUGACCAAAAUGUGUUUCCAUGAAAAAAAAAGAUAGAUCCGCCAUAUUUUUACCAUGUGCUCAAAGGGUUUUCAUUGAUUUGACUUCUAAAUAUUUUAUUUUGAAUUAUUUUGAGGGUAGGGGGUACAAAAACAAAUAAUGAAAACUGCUUUUGAAAGGUGUUAAAUCUACUCUUGAAGCACAUUUUCUCUUCCCUGCUAUGUUUUACCAUUGAAUUCCAUUCAGGAUAUUGAUGUCAACUGAAUGCCAAAUUGGAAAUGAAUUUUCCAUGAAUAAAUAUAC
This is a messenger RNA of Aplysia californica (California sea hare), 3067 nucleotides long. RefSeq names its product glyoxal reductase. Gene Ontology annotation, molecular function: oxidoreductase activity. The record is from RefSeq and is a predicted model, not a curated record. The transcript is spliced from 8 exons. Bases 118 to 990 code for a protein of 290 amino acids. NCBI's taxonomy places the organism in Eukaryota, Metazoa, Mollusca, Gastropoda, Aplysiida, Aplysiidae.